AUGGCCUCGAGCUUGAUAAAUGCAGUUCUUUUUGUGACAUUCAUUGCUAUGGUCACAGCAAGUGAUCCUGAUAUCAUCACAGACUUUGUGAGCCCGGCAAAUCUAACAAAGAUUGAUGGGGAUUUCUUCACCUUUACCUCCCUUAGAGGCUUCUUCGAUAGCGACUAUCCACCAAACUUCAAGGUGACAAAAGCUGGCAUGGCAGAGUUCCCAGCUCUUAAUGGCCAGAGUGUUUCCUUCGCUGUCCUCGAGUACCCGGUCGGCACAAUCAACCCACCUCACAUCCAUCCGCGUUCUGCCGAGCUCCUUUUCGUUGUCGACGGAAGCCUUGAGGUGGGCUUCGUCGACACCACCAAUAAACUUUUUACUCAGACUCUUCAACUCGGUGACAUGUUUGUGUUCCCCAAGGGACUCGUGCACUAUCAGUCUAAUGCCGAUUCCAAGAACCCUGCCACAGCUAUCUCUGCCUUCGGCAGUGCAAAUGCUGGCACUGUAUCUGUGCCCACAACUGUGUUUGCUACUGGCAUUGAUGAUAAUAUCCUGGCCAAGGCUUUUAAAACUGAUGUUGCGACUAUCCAGAAGCUCAGAGCAGGUCUUGCAGUGAAGGCCUAACAUGAUCCUGGUUUUGCUAUUCUCGGCAUAUGUAGUUUUAAUCACUUGUUCUACCUGAUUGUCUUUUACCCUUUUCAUUUGAGUUUCAGCAAAGAAAGAAUGAAUCUUGUUUAAUAAAACAAAUUAUAUGGUGAUUUUAUUUCAAAGAA
Populus nigra (black poplar) is the source of this 761-nucleotide messenger RNA. Its product is annotated as germin-like protein 9-3. NCBI's taxonomy places the organism in Eukaryota, Viridiplantae, Streptophyta, Magnoliopsida, Malpighiales, Salicaceae. The coding region runs from base 1 to 612 and encodes 203 amino acids. The transcript has a single exon. Gene Ontology annotation, molecular function: manganese ion binding. The record is from RefSeq and is a predicted model, not a curated record. Gene Ontology annotation, cellular component: cell wall.